AGGAAAGUCAAAAUAUUGGACGGACUUGUUCGGAGACUGUCCGAAUCUGUAGAAUACCGAUUGCCGAGACUAAGAGUGGUUUUUUGCAACUGUGACUCUACGACAGAGGUUCAUUAAACCUUCAUGAGCAUUAUAAGGCACUCUGUACGGCUGCAACACAUCGGUGGACAUUUGAGGACUUUAAAUUCCCUGUCAGAUGUUAACCGGAGCUUGUGUAGCGCUAGCGGGACAGACUCUUCUAAAUAUGAUCUCAUUGUAAUUGGCGGUGGGUCUGGUGGGCUUGCCUGCUCAAAAGAAGCUGCAAAAUAUGGAAAAAAAGUUGCUGUAUUGGAUUUCGUUUCCCCAUCACCUCAAGGGUCUGUCUGGGGCCUGGGUGGAACCUGUGUUAAUGUGGGAUGUAUUCCAAAGAAGUUGAUGCAUCAAGCGGCACUGUUAGGAGAGUCAUUGAAGGAUGCAAAACACUUUGGAUGGAAUGUCCCUGAUAACAUAAAUUUUUCAUGGGAAGUGCUUGUGACGGCAGUACAGAAUCAUGUCAGAUCAUUAAACUGGGGCCACCGAGUCCAGUUACAUGACAAGAAAGUUGAAUAUGUUAAUGCAAAAGGAUCAUUUUUGGACUCUCAUACAAUCAAGGCAGUACUGAAAAAUGGUACUGAGACAACUAUGAAGGCAGAUCAUUUUGUAAUUGCUGUUGGUGGAAGACCAAAAUUUCCUAAGGAGGUUCCUGGUGCCAUAGAGUAUGCUAUCAGCAGUGACGAUAUUUUUUCCUUGAAAAAAUCUCCUGGUAAAACGUUAGUGAUUGGGGCGUCUUAUGUUGCCUUGGAGUGUGCUGGUUUCCUGACCGGUUUAGGAUAUGACACGUCUAUUAUGAUGCGAUCCAUUCCACUCAGAGGAUUUGACCAGCAAAUGGCACAACUCGCUACCGAUUACAUGGAGGGCCAUGGAACAAGAUUCCUUAAGCAAUGUAUUCCCGUGCGGAUAGACAAAGCUGAUGAUGGACUUCUUCACGUAACAUGGAAGGAAUCUGUGACAGGAGAAACAUGCCAAGAACCAUUUGAGACUGUUCUGUUUGCAAUUGGUAGAGAUCCUGAGACUUUACAGAUGAAUCUUGAGAAAGCCGGGGUUGAACUGGAUCAACAGACCAGAAAGAUUAAAGCCAAUGACGAGGAGCAAACUUCAGUAGCGCACAUUUUCGCCAUCGGGGAUGUCGUUCAGGAUCGUCCAGAGCUGACACCUGUAGCCAUCAGAGCGGGAAAACUCCUUGCGGAUAGGCUGUUUGGGGGAUCUGACGUCGCAGUGGAUUACGACAAGGUGGCGACAACAGUUUUUACUCCAUUGGAGUUUGGAACAGUUGGAAUGUCUGAAGAAAAAGCUAUUGAGUGUCACGGGGAAGACAACAUUGAGGUUUAUCACGCUUUCUACAAACCACUAGAAUUUACCGUACCAGAGAGAAAAGUGGAGCAGUGUUACAUGAAGGUCGUCUGCUUGCGUGAAGGUGAUCAGCAAGUCUUAGGUCUUCAUUUCCUUGGUCCUUCAGCAGGGGAAGUGAUUCAGGGAUUCUCUGCUGCCAUGAGGUGUGGCUUAAGUUACCAGAGCUUGUCAUCGACUGUUGGCAUUCAUCCGACAUGCGCAGAAGAGGUCGUGAAGAUGCAUAUCACCAAGAGAUCUGGGGAUGACCCGACAGUAACGGGUUGCUGAGGUUAGACCUGCCCUCACUAACGAGUGCGUCCUGGAAACUAGUCUCAUCUCUCUAAAACAAUUAAAUUUCUCAACUGUAAAACACAUAGGAGUUAAUAUCUAACAUGUAGAUGAUUCAAGCUCUUCGUGACUGUUUUCUUAAAGUAAGUACAUGAUCUACUUUUGUGGUCAAACUGGAAGGAUUUAUCAAAAAUGCUGAAUCCGUCGCUUCUCAGUUUUCCGACGGUAAACAAAAGCAUUUUCAAAAUUGUUGUCAAUGAUUUAUCCAGUGUUCUCACUUUUUUUGGGACAGAUUCAGCUUAGUGAUUUUUCAGAGUGUGAUUUUUAACCAGAAAAUGUUGCAUGAACUUUCCAAUUGCAAUCCUUCAAAAUAUCUUUGGAAGUGAAAUAUGUAUGUAGGACAUGGUUUUUCUGGGCGCACAGUGAGGGCAAACUAACAACAUUUACAUACUGACAGAAGAGUGCCUGUGUUUAUGGCGAAAGGUUUUUAAAUUGUGUAUUGCAAGUAAACCUUUUUGAGGUAUCGACAGGCAAAGCUAAAUUUUUUUGUAUUCUAGUUGUUAAUUGUGUUUAAUUAUAUUUAAUAUGAACUCAUAGGUAAAAAAAAGACAAGAACAAUGAUAUCAAGUUACACUCUUGUAAUUAUCUCUGCAAAGGAAAAAUGUUGUACUGUUCGUAGCGCAUACAGCUGUGUAACUUGUUCAUUUUCUUUGAUGAAAUUCUUCAUCUUGUCCCGUACAUAUAUGUCUCUAACUGUACGAACUAGAAGGACAACAUAAUUUUUUUUAUGUAAGAAAUCUGGGAAAUCUUUACAAGCGGUUCGUUACCAUAGAUGUAUUGUAUGAGACAAUAGUGAGUCAUUUCUUUAUGUCACCCUACCAGGGCUUAGCAUGCGUGAUUUACAAUUGCGAAAUAAAACAUUUACUGUUAUUUCCCUUUG
Messenger RNA from Stylophora pistillata, 2635 nucleotides. RefSeq names its product thioredoxin reductase 2, mitochondrial. Gene Ontology annotation, cellular component: cytosol; mitochondrion. Gene Ontology annotation, biological process: glutathione metabolic process; cell redox homeostasis; cellular response to oxidative stress. NCBI's taxonomy places the organism in Eukaryota, Metazoa, Cnidaria, Anthozoa, Scleractinia, Pocilloporidae. The record is from RefSeq and is a predicted model, not a curated record. Gene Ontology annotation, molecular function: glutathione-disulfide reductase (NADPH) activity; flavin adenine dinucleotide binding; thioredoxin-disulfide reductase (NADPH) activity.